This is a messenger RNA of Argentina anserina (silverweed cinquefoil), 1461 nucleotides long. RefSeq lists its product as uncharacterized. The record is from RefSeq and is a predicted model, not a curated record. NCBI's taxonomy places the organism in Eukaryota, Viridiplantae, Streptophyta, Magnoliopsida, Rosales, Rosaceae. The coding region runs from base 1 to 1461 and encodes 486 amino acids. The transcript has 4 exons.
AUGGGACGAUUUGCCAAAGUUUCAAGUGCGCGCAAACUAAUCGUUGACACCCACGAAGCCAUUCCUUCAGAUUCUGCCUAUCUCAUUAGUCUUCGCUCCGGAUUUGUGUCCCUACGGCAAGAUAGUUGGCGAGUCGUCGAACCCUAUAACCCUCAUCGAUUCAGUCGACAAUUCGGAUAUGUUCAGGGUGUUCCCGGAGAUUUCCAAAGGGAUAGUCGACCCAUACCUUUGACUCGGACAUACUCGCUUUGGGAUAGCUUGACGAAGCUUGGCACAAAAGGUGAGGUAAUUUUGCCUAUGAAAAGUGACAUCACUAAGUUUAUGGUUACUCAAGACUACAUCGAAUGGUGGUCCAAAGUUCAUCACUCUGCAUCGAAGAGGCCUAUGAAGAUAACCAUUGUAAAUUUGCCACAGCAAGAGCCUCCAAAAGCUAAAGGAGACGACCGUGCGACAACUCCUCUCCAAAUUUUGGUUUCCGCCGAAGCUUUGCCCCCGGUUGAUAACUAUCAGAUUCCACCUCCUCCAGUUUUGGAAGGAAUCGGAGAUUCAGCAGAUUUCCAUCCCAAGUCGAAGGAGAAGGUUGCUACGUCCAGAAGGCAUAGUAGAAGCAGCAGUAGUACCCAUAGUGACGUGCACUUCAAACGUCAAAAGAGGGAUGAUGCUGAUCUUGGACCUAUUUACUUCAACCCUAAUGCCGACUUUGAUCUUGGCGGCAAUUUUCUUGGGGAUGUUCCUGGUCCUUCAAAACUCGUGCAUGCGCAUGUUGAGCUUGAAGAUAUCGGUUAUUUUGAUGAAGUCUGCUCAGGUGACGGCGUUCGAUUUCCUUUUAAGGAAUGUGUAGCUAACAUUUUUCCAGAAAAGGACGUACGUCGAAAGGAGAGUGAACCACAGCCGGUUGACCAGAGAGGUUUGUCCAUGGCUACGGGAAGUACAAAACCUUCUGAAAAAGCAAUAUUUCCUGAAGCUUCUACGUGCGAUGUUGAGGUAGUGGACACAAGUCAAUGGCUCCGCGAUAUCCGCAUGCGAGCAGCUGCGGAAGUUUGUGCAAAGAUAGAAGGCGUGAUAGCGACGUAUUCUCUGAAAAUGAUUAUUGAGGGGAGGAAUGAGCUUGAUAUGUUGACGAAUGAACUUGGAAAAUAUGGAGUCGACCCAUCAGCAAUAAAAAACAAAUUGGAGCAGUUGAUGACAAGCGCUACCCUAUAUGACUCGGUAAGGCUUGCAUGUGCUCACAAAUGUGCCAUGGGUGCCAUGAGCGCCCAAAAAUUGGUGGAGACAGAAUCUGAAAUCACGACAGCGCAAGAAAUUCGACAAAAUAGUUUUGAUCAGCGUCAGUCUACACUUCAGUCCCUUGAGAACUUAAAGAAAGAACAACAGAAGCUGGAGCAGACGCUGGACUCGCAAGAUGCAGACAUUUUUCUUCAUGAUGCAAGACUUGCUGAUCUAAAACAGAAGAAGAUUUAA